Molecule: messenger RNA, 738 nt
Organism: Papaver somniferum (opium poppy)
Lineage: Eukaryota; Viridiplantae; Streptophyta; Magnoliopsida; Ranunculales; Papaveraceae
Exons: 1
Coding region: 1-738 (245 amino acids)
Molecular function (GO): nucleic acid binding; RNA-DNA hybrid ribonuclease activity
Source: RefSeq, a predicted model, not a curated record
AUGAUAAAGGACCUGUGGUUAGUUGCAAAUCUUGCAAUUGUCACGGAGUUAUGGAAGUUACGCAAUAAGUCUUAUUUUGAUAAUAUAGCAGUUCAAUGGCUUGGAUUUAAAGGGAGAGUUUAUCAGGUAAUUCGUGAUAAUUCUAUUAGAAUGAAGGGUCACAUGUAUAAUACUUUAGAGGAGUUACGCAUUCUGAAUUAUUUCAAGGUGCGGCAUAGAUCAUGCAAAACGUCUACCCCAAUUGAGAUUAGUUGGACUCCUUCUAAUCAAGAUGAAAUCAUGAUCUGUUGUGAUGGUGCAUCUUUCGGAAACCCAGGCCAAGCUGGUUCAGGUAUUGUUUUCCGUGAUGCAAGUUCGGAGGUGCUUGGUGUUCUUUGUGUUGGCCUUGGUUGGCAAACCAAUUUCUAUACGGAAGUAUGUGCGAUUAUUUAUGUUGCGAUUGUGGCUAAGAGAUGGAAUAUGCGGAGUAUUUGCAUUCGUUAUGAUUCGAAGAGUUGCAUACAAGCUUUUCAAAAGGGUGAGCUUCCUUGGCAUCUGGUGCAGAAGUGGAAAAUUGCGAAGUCUUACUACAACAACGUUCGUUAUAUUCAUAGCUAUAGGGAGGUUAAUUUCUCAGCUGAUGCCUCGGCCAAGAAAGCUUGUUUGCUGGCUGAGGAUAUUUUUGAGUUUUAUGAGGGUAGGCCAGGUUUUAUUCCAUCUGUGGAAUGGCCUGGAAGGGUUUAUUAUCGCUUCAAUUAA